Messenger RNA from Penicillium robsamsonii, 660 nucleotides. RefSeq names its product rRNA-processing protein RRP17. Gene Ontology annotation, cellular component: nucleolus. The coding region runs from base 1 to 660 and encodes 219 amino acids. Gene Ontology annotation, molecular function: RNA binding. The record is from RefSeq and is a predicted model, not a curated record. The transcript is spliced from 2 exons. NCBI's taxonomy places the organism in Eukaryota, Fungi, Ascomycota, Eurotiomycetes, Eurotiales, Aspergillaceae.
AUGGGUCCUAAGGAUUUGAAAAAACGCAAAAUUGUUGCUGGGCCUAAAGUUGAAGAGGUCAAUUUCGACAACGAGUCCCGCCAUGAAUACUUGACUGGGUUUCACAAACGCAAGGUGCAACGUGCCAAGCAUGCGCAAGACAAUGCCAUGAAGAGGUACAAGGAGGAGAAGAGAGAAGCAAGAAAAAGGUUCAUUCGAGAGGAUCGCAAAAAAGACUUCGAACAGGCAAUGGCGGAGCAUAAAGCAGUACUCAAGCGCAUGAAGGAGGAUGCUGGAGAUCUCGGCGAAAUGGAAGGCGAGAAAGAGGAGGAAGACUGGGAGGGAUUCGAAGAGCCUCCAGCAGUGGACUACGAAGCCGAAUACAUCGACGAGGACAAAUACACAACAGUCACAGUUGAAGAAAUGGAUGCAUCCCGCGAGGGUCUGCUCAAGGCUGCCAAGGAGGAGGAUGAAGAGGGCGAAGAAAAGAAAACAUACCCAGUUGAGUCGACAGAGGACGCAAAAAAGAAGAGAAAGCCCCGGAGCGCAGCCUCAGAAGCAGCCAGGAAAAAGAAGAGGAACUUCCGCUACGAGACCAAGAUUGAGCGCAAGCAAACAAUGUUAAAACAGCGGGCUGUGAAACAGAAGAGGGCAAAGGCACGAAAGGGUGCAGAGGAAUGA